This is a messenger RNA of Gigantopelta aegis, 8560 nucleotides long. RefSeq names its product RANBP2-like and GRIP domain-containing protein 8. Gene Ontology annotation, cellular component: nuclear pore; cytoplasm. The record is from RefSeq and is a predicted model, not a curated record. Gene Ontology annotation, biological process: nucleocytoplasmic transport. Lineage: Eukaryota; Metazoa; Mollusca; Gastropoda; Neomphalida; Peltospiridae. Bases 259 to 7641 code for a protein of 2460 amino acids. The transcript is spliced from 31 exons. Gene Ontology annotation, molecular function: GTPase activator activity; protein binding.
UUUGACAUCCAAUAGUCGAUAAUUAAUAAAUCAAUGUACUCUAGUGGUGUCGUUACACAAAACAAACUUUAAUCGAGUGGACGAACUAUACGGUGGACAAAUUGUCUGUGGACGAAAUGUACAGUGGACAAAUUAUCUAGAAAGCUAGUUUACGACUCAUUUACGGCAAUUAAAUUGCGGAAAAUUGUACAUGUGAAAGAUGCUCUUUUGAAAUGCUCGUUUAAUUGCACAUUCACGUUGGAAAAAGAAACAGUCGUAAUGUUUAGGACUAAGCAAGACGUGGAUAAACACGUCAAUCAAAUUUUGGGGAAAAUCAAGGAUGUGAAAGAAAGAACUUCAAAAGGAUAUCAUAUAGCCCGGAUGUACUAUGAUAUUAAAGAGUAUGAACUGGCAAAGAGAUACAUUUGUACGUUUCUAAGUGUACGAGAGACGGUGCCCCAGGCUCACAAACUUUACGGCCAUAUUCUUAGUGCUCUCGGAAAGAAGGAGGAAGCUCUGGAAUCUUACAGAAGGUCAUAUGAUCUGGAUAAUUCACAGAAUGAUUUGGUGUUGAAGAUCUGUGAGUUGUGUACACAGACGGCGAUCGAUCCAGAAAGAGCACGGUUUUGGUUGGAAAAAGCCGAGCAUUUGUUUCCAAACAAUGAGACUGUGUUUAAACUCAAAGAAAUCAUUGUGGAGAUAAAGUACGAUGGAGACGCAAAACAGCUGGAGGAUCUUCUCACAGCAGAAAUGGUCAAGCGUCCAUUUGACGUGGGACUCCGCAUCAAGCUACUUCGACUACUACUUAAGACAGGCCGCUUUGAAGAGGCCUAUGACAUUGCUGUGGCAAUCGAGCAGAAAGUAGCUUUCUUCACUAGUUUGGAGUGGUAUGAAACAUUGAUGGACAUUUAUGACGUGUACAAGAAUGAGAAAGGUUGCCGUGGUAACACUGACUUUUACAUGCAGUAUUUGUUUGCCAUCAGCAGAGUGGUGUAUCUCCGAUUGGGCUGCAGAGAGCCCAGUGCAUCAGCUGACAUGUUGUAUGCCUUUGAUCAGAUGUUGCAAGAAGCGGUGGCAGUCGAAAAGCAAACUAGUGAAUGGAAUGCGUUUUUAGAAGAAAUGCAAGGGCAGAUUUUCUUCCUUGCUGGAACUCUUCUUCUGAAGAGAGCACAAAAAGGUCAGUACACGUGGCAGGAGGUCUCCCCACUGGCCGGCGUGUGUUACAUGAUCAGCGAGACGUACAAGACGCAGAAUCCCGAAUCGCCUCUGUUCAUCAGCAUCUCGAAGACGGACCGCGCCAAGAUGUUUGAUAAGAUGCAGAAGAUGGGAAACUUCAGGAGGAGUCAAGGAGGUCAUAUUCUGAAGGAGAUGUCUAAGAGGUUUGACAACUGGGAGGAGAAGAGCCGCGUCCAGUUCUGCUCUGCGCAGGGCCAGGACAAGUUGUACGACAUGCUGUACAAACUGCGAGGCCAGCGCGCCAAAAAGGACACCUCCUUCCUCCGGCAGAGCAAGAACUUCGGUGACACGACCCUCGGUGUGCCUCUUCAUGCCCAGCUGGUCCAGUUUGACAAAGGGGCCAGCCAGCUCCACCCGGACAACCUGUCUGACCUCAUUUGGAUUGCUCUUUACUGGUAUACAGGUAGCACUGACGCCUGUCAGCCAUCAUAUGGAUUCCAGAUCUUUCAAAACUUGCCGUACAGCGUUCGGACACUGGACAGUGGAUCACCAGAAUCAUUGUGUCUGUUAGAUGUAGAGAGUUUUCUGUAUGCUGCGGUUCGCUGUGCUGCAUGUCGACAUCAGGACCGUCACAAGCUGCGCCAAUCUGAUCGCCACGAGCCCUGGCUUGCUCCGUCCUGUCUGUGCAGCAGUCUGUGCAGUCACGAACAGGCAGAGUGGUGGCUAGCAGCGUACAAGUUCACCACUAACAUGGUCACAGAAAGUUUUUCCAUGACGCGGCAUGUCUUGAUGCGGGGGCUUGAAACGGUUCGACUUGUGGGCAGUCACGGCAUGUCAACACAGAUGAUUGUUAAUCUGGCGAGAUCUUUUGACAAAAAGGCGAACAAUCUGAAGACGCUGGAGAGUGACGGGCAGGUGGUGGCGGACCACCUGGAAGAAGUGGAGGAGAGAGCCGCCUUCUACUGGAGGAAUGUUCUCGACCAGCUCGACAGACUCAAGAGAAAUCGAGUUUUACCUGUCCCGAAAAAGCGACUGUUUGCCGUCGAUUCGGACCGUGAGUUUGACACGAAUGUUCCAGAAGACUUGAAGGCCAUGGAGAGUCUCAAGGCCGAAGCGAGGUUUUCCAUUGGGGUCGUUGCCAUGAACAACAAGGAGUUUGAAGAGGCCAUCAAAGCUUUCAAAAGUCUUUCCAAUCCGUGGGCGUCUUUCUACACGGCAAAAAUUUACAAGAUGCUGGCUAAGGAUGAGGAGACGAAAGGCACGAAGGAGGCGCGUGAACAGUCGACUGUUCUCCUGAAGCAGGCCCUGGAUUCCCUGUACCACACCAUGGAUCUGCUGCGCGACAACAAGGAUCAUGAAUUGAAUAAAUAUCUUGUUGAGGAAGUUGAUAGUCUGCAGUCGGAGAUAGAGAGAAGAAAUACGGAUGACUCUCCCGACAGUGAGUACUACACGCCACCCAACAGCCAGGACGAAGAGGAGCUGGAGACAUCGAUACAGACUCAGGCCUCACCCACCCUCCCCACCGUGUCGCCUAGACUCGUAAACCUGCAUCCCAGUCGAAAUCGGUCUUGGAGCAGUCACCUGCAGCCGAGUCCCGAGCGCCUGGACGCCCAGCUGCGAUCUCUGUCGUUUUCCCAGGACACGCUGCUGAAGAUGGUGCUGGAACGCAAUGAAGACCUCGUCAACAUCAACAAAGAAAUGGUACAGCAGCUGCGCAGCAGUCACGAGAUGAUGCAUCAUCUCAAAAACGAACUCCUUGAAGUAUGUCAUCACAACGCAUUGCUCGGAUCGAACUUCAUGCCUCCCACACCAUCGGGACAGAGUUCGUAUAUGUCCGGAUCUCCGUAUCGGCCCCAGUAUCCGUAUCGGCCCCAGCAGUAUCCGUACGGCCCGCAGCCGGGCUGGGGCUCUCCGUAUGGUGGUCCGAUGCAGGGUCCUGGGAACUUCGUGCCGCCGUUCCGAGCUCCACUCACUCCACAGUCGAACAUCCGCCACAGCUUUGGUGCUUAUCCCGGAAAGCCUGAAGACGAGCUCGGUCAUCAUGGAAACGAGGAGGAUCUGCACAACAUGGAUGGUGAAUACUACAACGUGGCCCUGGAUGAUGAGAGCCAGUACUACACCCCGGAGGGGAGCUGUAUGCAGCAGGACUGGCCGUUCAGCAACAUUGCCAGCAUGGAGGGAGGUUCUGCAACAACGUACUCCCCUCACAACAGAUCCCAGAUGCAGCAGCCACAGCAGCAGCAACAGCAGCAGCAGAAUGGAUUCAUUGCUGCUCAUCUCCGAGGACAAGCCCUUCAGUUCUCGGGCCAAGGUUCCAGCAUUCCGGCUAGCAUGCCGGGGCCGGGUUUCUUCUCUGUACCACAGACGUCAGCUCCAGCAGUCCUUGCUGGUCCUCAGCCCAUGACCGUCAUGUCGGGAGUCGUGGGCAGUCAGCCAGUGCAGUCGCCCUAUGCGGGGAUCCCAGUAUCAAGCAGUAUGACACCGCAGACUGUGACCAGUGGCAGCAGCAGCAGUUCGCUCCAGCAGUAUCUACAGACACCACAGGGGACUCCGGCGUCUGGCCAGGUGACUCCCGUGUUUGGACUGCAGCCGGCACAGAAACCGUUCGCUCUGGGUAAUCUGUCUGAGCCCUCUGUUGCUCAGGGAAGUCCUGCUUUCACUCAUCAUGCAGCUAAUGUGUCCGAAUCGGCUGCAGCUGCUACUGCCCAACAGGUUAAAUCUCCCACAUCUGGCGUUCAGGAUCUGUCCAUAUCAGCGGGAUCUCAGAAGUCCUCAAAUGCUGCUACAGAGAGUACUGCCUUGUUUGAUGAAAGGGCAAAGCACACAUCAAAGAUUGGUAUUUCUCGUUGGGGGCGUCUGAGGGUUGUCCCGUCCGGGGACGGCGGAUACAUCGUUGCGAUGAAAAGCGAUGAAGGAGAAGUGAUAUUUGAACAUGAUUUGGCAUCCGUUAAGAUACCAACUGGCUUUGUACCUCAGCCAGUAUGUUUGAAGGUGACGCUACCUGACAGAAAGACCGAAGAAACGAUCAAUCUUACUUUUGAAGAUGUGGCUCAUGCUUCUAAGUUAAGAGACCUCUACAAACAGUUGUUGGAGAAGUCGAAAGUUUCUGCUCUUAAAGAAUCUUCACCAGCUGCUACUGUUCCUUCCGCCAAGCCUGUGCUGCCUACCCCACCUCCAAAGUCAGUGAUAAAUAAAGAAACGCCACCUUUGUCAGCGUUUGGUGGGAAACCAGUGUCGACAUCUACUCCGAUCGGAAAGGACUCCAUGUUUGGAGGUUUUACGUUCACAAGCACCCCGAUUGUGAAACCUUCACUAGAACCCACGAGCGAGACGAAGACAUCUCCCGGAUUCAAGCUCAAGGAGAGUAGCCUUAAUGUGACCAGUCCAUCUGCAGGUGCUCAAGCUAAACCUUUCUCAGGAUUCAGUUUCCCAGUUGCCAAACCAUCGACUGUGACCACACUGACUGGCAGUGCUGCUCAAGGAGAUAAAGGUUCUCUGACUAAAGGAGGAUUUUCCAUUGGACAAAAUACUUCAGCUACAACAGCGACUGAUGGGCAACAAAUGACUUUCGGCUUCAAGGGAUUUGAACUUGCAGGACAGCAGCCAUUCCAGACUGGGAGCCCAGCUCCUGCUCCGUCACACGAGGAAGAAAAGGUUGAGGAGUACGAGCCCAGUGUGGACUUCAAGCCACUGAUAGAGCUCCCCGAGUUGGUGGAGGUGAAAACGGGUGAGGAGGAUGAGAAGAAACUGUUCGGGGAGCGUUCCCGUCUCUUCCGAUUCGAUGCCGAGACCGGACAGUGGAAAGAACGUGGAAUCGGGGAGAUAAAGAUUCUGGAGAGUACUGAUGGAAAGCGGUUCCGUAUCCUCAUGAGAAGAGAACAGGUUCUGAAGAUCUGUGCCAACCACAACAUCUCGGUUGAUAUGAAGCUGAUCCCAAUGCCAAGUUCUGACAGGGCUUGGUGCUGGACGGCCAUGGACUUUGCAGACGAGUCCAUGAAGACUGAGCAGUUUGCUGUGAAGUUCAAAACCAAAGACAUUGCUGCCAAUUUUAAAGAGAUCUUUGAGAGCUGCCAGAAGGACCUUGCAGAUAUUCCAACUGGUUCCGAUGCUGCAGUCGUUCAUGAAGAAAAAGCUGCAAGUACUGAUGCACCACAGAAAGAUAAAGAUCAACAAAGCUUUGCUGAUAAGUUCAAACCAAAACCUGGGAGUUGGGAAUGUUCUGGCUGCUAUUGUAGAAAUGAUGCAGACGUUCUCAAAUGUCCUGCCUGUCAGACUUUAAAGCCUGGAACUAAACCAGAAGACAUCAACAGUAAGGGAGGCAGUUCCAUUGGUGGUGAUUUUACGUUUGGAAGUGGAUCUGUUGGAGGACCUUCUGGAGGGUUUAGCUUCACGACUGAGAAGCCACAAUCCAUAGAAACUAUUGUUACCACUGGCAUCAAAGACAAAGACCAGCAGAGCUUUGCGGACAAGUUCAAACCAAAACCCGGAAGUUGGGAAUGUACAGGAUGCUACUGUAGGAAUGAAGCAGACGUUUUGAAAUGCCCAGCCUGCCAGACUCUGAAACCCGGAGUAAAACAGGAUGAAGUUCAGGCUCAGACUGGGAAAAUAUCUACAGGAGGAGGUUUCCAGUUUGGUACUGCUGGAGGGUUUACAUUCGGGGCCAAGACCACACAACCCAAAGAAUCAAAAGCUGUUCCUCUAGCUGAAGGUAAAGAGAUUUCCUUUGCUGACAAGUUCAAGCCAAAGCCUGGAAGUUGGGAAUGCACGGGCUGUUAUUGCAGGAAUGAUGCCAAUGUCCUUCAGUGUCCAGCUUGUCAGACACUAAAACCGGGAAUAAAGAAAGAGGACAUUGAGCCGAAGUCUCAGAGUCAAGCAGAAGGUAUUUCAGGUGGAGGCGGUUUCAAAUUUGGAAGUGCUGGGGGAUUCACUUUUGGCAAAGCUCAGUCAAAGGACCAGCCAACCGAUUCUUUGUUCAAAGUAAAUAAACCAGAAGGAACGACUGCAGAUUCAAAGGGUCCACCAUCGUCUGGAGGAUUCAAGUUUGGUGUCCAGGCCAAAUCAGCUGAGAUGAAGUCUGAACCUUCACCGAAAGGAUCUACUUUGGCAGCAUUGCUGAUUGCUGACGAAGAACCGAGCCCAACCUCUGACAGAUUCAGUUUUGCACCUGCAGCGAAGACCGGUGGUUUUAACUUUGGAGGAGCUGCAAAGUCAGGAGGCUUCCAGUUCAAUCUGGGUAAAGUUACCACGCCAACCAAGGAUCAGGAGAACGUUUCCUCGGACGGUAAAACAUCUUUACAGUUUUCUUUCUCGCCGACGUCUAAAGACAAAUCGAGCAUUCCCCCAUCUCCCAAAUCUCCCGUGGUGGACGAACACGGUUUGUACAUCAACAAGGAAGGGGAGGACUCGCACAUCUAUUUCGAACCGGUUGUUCCACUUCCGGAUAAGAUCGAGGUGAAAACGGGCGAAGAGGACGAAUCAGUUUUGUUUGAACACCGGGCCAAGCUGUACAGGUUCGACAGUGGGGAGUGGAAGGAACGUGGACUGGGCAAUGUGAAGAUACUGGAGAACAGACUGACGAAGAAGAUCCGCAUACUGAUGAGGCGGGAGCAGGUCCUGAAGCUGUGCUUGAACCACAUGAUAACCUCCGACCUCCAGCUCAAUCAGAUGCCGAGGUCCGAUGGCAAAGCUUGGAUCUGGUACACACAAGAUUUCUCUGACGACGAGCCGAAAAUUGAACAGUUUACCAUUCGCUUCAAGACGGCCGAAAUUGCCGAAAGUUUUAAGGCUGCGUUUGAUGAUGCAAGAUCAAAGAUGUCCGAAGGUCCAAUGCAGACUGCUUCUAGGCAACUCUUUGCAUCUGAGGGUGUUGAGGAUCCUGUGGUUGAAACGUCACAGCAGGUGACUGGAGAUAAAGGAAAUAAAAUCUACAGUGCCCAGCUUGACUCCGCAGGUGUUGAGGAGCCUAUGGUUCCAGCGUCACAGCAGGUGACUGGAGAUAAAGGAAAUAAAAUCUACAGUGCCCAGCUCGACUCCGCAGGUGUUGAGGAGCCUGUGGUUCCAGCGUCACAGCAGGUGACUGGAGAUAAAGGAAAUAAAAUCUACAGUGCCCAGCUUGACUCCGCAGGUGUUGAGGAGCCUGUGGUUCCAGCGUCACAGCAGGUGACUGGAGAUAAAGGAAAUAAAAUCUACAGUGCCCAGCUCGACUCCGCAGGUGUUGAGGAGCCUGUGGUUCCAGCGUCACAGCAGGUGACUGGAGAUAAAGGAAAUAAAAUCUACAGUACCCAGCUCGACUCUGCAGGUGUUGAGGAGCCUGUGGUUCCAGCGUCACAGCAGGUGACUGGAGAUAAAGGAAAUAAAAUCUACAGUGCCCAGCUCGACUCCGCAGGUGUUGAGGAGCCUAUGGUUCCAGCGUCACAGCAGGUGACUGGAGAUAAAGGAAAUAAAAUCUACAGUGCCCAGCUCGAUUCCGCAGAUGCACACAAGUGAGCAGGCUGUACUGGUCCAGCGACGACGAAUAUCGUCCGUCCACAGCCGAGGAAACCCCAUUGUCUUCAAAUGGUUUUGAUCUGUUCUUCAUGGGAAAACGUGCUGAUGAUAUGACUAUCAGUAAUGGGUUGCUAGAUCUGCACUUGGUUAUCUGGGAUUUAGAAUCUGGCAGAAACCUGCUGAUGGAUGGUACAGCAGUAUUUAUUGUUAAUGCACACACAGCCGACACAAACUUUAUUUUAUGAACUUGUAGACUGUGAGACACUGAAAAUCUGUGUAAUGGCAGCCUUUGCGGUUCAGAAAAUUGCCUCGGCAAAACAAAAGAAAAACGUUUUAAGGCAAAAGUAGUUUGCUUCAGGUAAAAUACCCCUUGCCUAAGCAUUUGUAUUUUCCACGAUUAUGCAGCAUUAAUAUGUCUUCAGUGAAGAUUCGUCAGCAAAAAGAAGUGCUCAUUUCAUUGAUUCUACUUCCAAAUCUGCUUUUAUAUCGAAAUUACUGAGUGCUGAAGAAAUUGCAAGGACUUUAAUGGUGAUGUGAAUGUUUUAGAAUUAAUAAAUAUACUGGAGUGUGCAUAUUUCACAGCUUUGCUAGGAUGUGAACCGUCUUGUCCCAACACUCAAUACAUACAGGUUUACAAUACACUGCAACGUUGUGUUAGUGAGAUUCAUUGUUGCUACACAACAUUUCCACGGUACCUACAGAUUGAUCAUUUUGUGGAUGAUUUGUGUGAUAAGUGUUAUUCCUGCAGACAUUGCUAAUGGACAUUGGUUUGCUAAUGAGUUGAUUGUUAAAACAGAAAUUGUUAAAGGCAUACUGUCACAGAUUUAAGGACCUUAUUUCUCUAAAAAUUAAUAAUAAAUCAGAAUUACAUACCAAAUCUAGCUAUUGCCUCACUUUAACUACACCAUGAUGGAGUGAA